Colletotrichum truncatum is the source of this 933-nucleotide messenger RNA. Its product is annotated as carboxypeptidase y precursor. Gene Ontology annotation, biological process: ribosome biogenesis; cytosolic ribosome assembly. The record is from RefSeq and is a predicted model, not a curated record. NCBI's taxonomy places the organism in Eukaryota, Fungi, Ascomycota, Sordariomycetes, Glomerellales, Glomerellaceae.
AUGUCGCGGAUCAACCUGCCGUCGAACCAGAUCAAGCUGACCAACGUGUCGCUUGUGCGCCUCAAGAAGGGCAAGAAGCGCUUCGAGAUUGCGUGCUACAAGAACAAGGUCAUGGAGUGGCGGUCCGGCAUCGAGACGGACCUGGACAACGUGCUGCAGAUACCCAACGUCUUCCUGAACGUCUCCAAGGGCCAGACCGCUCCGAAAGAGGACCUGGAAAAGGCUUUCGGCAAGGGCAAGAGCACAGACGACAUCGUGCUGGAGAUCCUGAAGAAGGGCGAGAUGCAAGUGGGAGGUAAAGAGCGGGCGGAGCAGCUUGAGCGGGUGCAUAACGAGGUGAUUGGGAUCGUCGCGAGUAGGCUCGUUGAUCCGAGGACGAAGAGAGUUUACACGACGGGCAUGAUUGAGAAGGCCUUGGACAUGUUGUCUUCGGCGGCGCACGGCGCCGCGGAAGAUGGCAAGAAGGGCAGCAACGCGCCAAGCGGGGCCGGCACGCCCGCGGGCGGGGAGGAAGGAGAGGCCAAGCCGAGGGAGAAGAGCAUCCACUGGACCGGCGUCGUGACGACCAAGUCGGCGAAGAGUCAGGCGCUGGAGGCGAUGAAGGCGCUGAUUGCGGCGCAGCCUAUCCCCGUGCAGAGGGCGAGGAUGAGGCUGAGGGUUACGUGUGCCACGAGCGUGCUGAAGCAGGCCGUCAAGGACAAGGCGCCCAAGACGGAGGAGGGGGGCGAGACGGCGAAGGCGGGGACGGUGAAGGAUCGGAUCCUGGGCUUCGUGGAGCAGGUCGAGAGCCAGGACGUGCUCGGGAGCGAGUGGGAGGUUGUCGGGUUCGUCGAGCCGGGUGCGUUCAAGGGGCUCAGCGAUUUUAUUGCAGGAGAGACGAGGGGGAUGGGACGGGUCGAGGUUCUUGACAUGGCUGUCGUUCACGAGGAUUAG